UUGAUACUUACUGAACAAGCCAAGCAUUUUGGGGAAGAAAUUAUUUCCUUCAUUUCAGCUCUCCGACGCAACGAACCAAAGAAUCGAAGCCGCGAAGGAGAACUGACCGGGAGAUACCAGAGAGCAGAGCUCUUUUUUUCCAACGGAAGUAUCAAUUUCCCGACGCGGAGCACUGGACAGCGCUCUGUGGAUGCGGCGGUGAUGAUCGUUGGUGAUUCUUCUCCUGUGCUUCUCAAGAGACGGAGGCUCACCACUCUCGAUUCCAUGGAAGCUCAAGAAGCCAAGGCCAAGUUUGAUGCCGUGAAAGAAAAGUUUGGGCGGGAUCUUCGUGUUUUCGAAACCUCACUUGUCUCUGCAUCCCCAAGUCAGGUGUCCAAUGAUGAUGAGUCGGAUGAGUUUUAUGAGUUCACAGCAGCGGACUAUUAUCGACUUCUUGGAACAAAGAAAGAAGAUAAACAGCUGAAGACAAGGAAACUCCGUGAAGCAGAAGAAGCAGCUCGAAGGCCAAAAGUCACGAAGGCUGUAAUCAGAGUUCGGUUCCCUGAUAAUCAUACACUGGAGAUGCCAUUUCAAUCAUCUGAAAAGCUACAGAGCUUAUUGGACAUUCUUACGAAAGUGGUUGCUCAUCCAGGAAUUCCAUUCUAUUUAUAUACAACUCCUCCAAAGAAGCAAAUCAAAGACUUCUCAGUUGAUUUCCACUCAGCAGGCUUUAUCCCUGGUGCAAUUGUGUAUUUCUCAUACAACCUACCAAAAGGAGUGGAUGAGGCAGCUGCCAGUUCUGGUCCGUAUCUCCAAGAAGAGAUUAUGGCUUUGAAAGGGUUGGAUAUCAUUCCUGAACCAGUUGAGCCAGCUCGUUCUGCACCAGAACCAGUAACAACAGCACCUGCUGCUACUGCUCCACCCCAAGAACCCAAGUCCGCCGGCAAAAAACCUGCAAAACCCAAGUGGCUGAAACUAUGAUCUGAUUUGCUCAGCCGGUUAAGCCCUUUGUAACAACGUCGUAACUGUAAAUGGGGGGGUGAACCAAUAGGGUUUAUGAGGGAUGAAAGCCAAGUUAAUAUCGGAUGUGAAUUUGGGUUGGUUUCUGGAGUUGUGUAAGGUGGCCUUGAUACUGGACAAUCAUAUCGCAGUUACUGUUAGAACAGUGUUGGUGUCCUUCAUCGAAGGCAGUGUCGUGCUUGGGAAUGAAUGAUGCUUGUUGUGAUUUGUGAGUACACAUGAAUGGUUCCUCACUGUCGUCCAAUCCCUACCCGAGUUGCCGGCCGUUUUUUAUGGUCCCGUCCGGUGGCCUUUAAGGGCUGGGAUUGGAUUGGAAAAUUGAGGAUCAGAACCCGGAUAAAAAAAAUCAUUUGAUCAUAUUUGCUCCAUGUCGUUUACAAUUAGAAAAUUAUAC
This is a messenger RNA of Linum tenue, 1393 nucleotides long. The record is from the annotation of a GenBank genome assembly. Lineage: Eukaryota; Viridiplantae; Streptophyta; Magnoliopsida; Malpighiales; Linaceae.